This is a messenger RNA of Toxorhynchites rutilus septentrionalis, 483 nucleotides long. It is a transcript of the gene spt4, whose product is annotated as transcription elongation factor SPT4. Gene Ontology annotation, molecular function: RNA polymerase II complex binding; zinc ion binding. The transcript is spliced from 5 exons. Gene Ontology annotation, cellular component: nucleus; DSIF complex. Gene Ontology annotation, biological process: regulation of transcription elongation by RNA polymerase II; mRNA processing; positive regulation of DNA-templated transcription, elongation. The record is from RefSeq and is a predicted model, not a curated record. NCBI's taxonomy places the organism in Eukaryota, Metazoa, Arthropoda, Insecta, Diptera, Culicidae. Bases 71 to 421 code for a protein of 116 amino acids.
ACAAACAUUGAACUGUCAAAAUUUGAGCCAUCCCUUACCCAUUUCGUACUUCGUCCAAUAAAACAGUAAGAUGUCGUUUGACUCGAUCCCGAAGGAUCUCCGCGGGCUGCGAGCUUGUUUGGUUUGUUCUCUGGUGAAGACAUUCGAUCAAUUCGAGUACGAUGGCUGCGAGAACUGUGAAGACUUCCUGCGGAUGAAAAGCAAUAAGGAUCAGGUGUACGAUUGCACGAGCAACAAUUUCGAUGGGUUAAUCGCCGUUAUGAGUCCGGACGACAGUUGGGUGUGCAAGUGGCAGAGAAUAAAUCGUUUCACCAAGGGUAUUUACGCUAUAUCUGUUUCCGGACGACUGCCAAAUGGAAUCAUUCGUGAAAUGAAGAACAGAGGUAUUCCUUACCGACCAAGAGACACAAGUCAGCGAUAAAUGGAAUAUGCAAGUAGCUUCAUAAAACCCAAUAAAUUGACAAUAUUUCUAUAAAACUGAAA